UGUCAUUACGACAGUAAAAAAUAACGAGUUGAACAUGGAAUGAAGCAGACACCUAUUAAAUCUACAAAUAAAUGCAGUAAAAUGUUUUAUAUAACAUGAUAAAUUUAGUUGUGCUUCUAAAUUAUUCGACGAUAUGAAAUAUCACGCAUGUAUAAGACAGUUGCAAAAAAAUCUGAAAACUGUCGCUCUAACUAAUCGAGCUCAAAUAUUUCGGACUGUUCGUUCAAGAAAUUAUGGUGGCUAUUCUAAUAUAAAGUUACCUACUUCUGCGACACUGGUACAAAACGACAAGCAAGGCACUGUCGUUCUCCUCGGUACCGUACACUUUAGCAAACAGUCAGUGGAGGAUGUUUCCCAGAUAGUUAAGGUGUUGAAGCCAAAUGCUAUACUAGUUGAAUUAUGUCGACAAAGAGUAUCGCUGCUAGAACUAGACGACAAAAAGUUUUUAGAAGACGCAAAAAAAUUCGAUUCACGGAAAAUGAAACAAGCUGUAAAAGGUCAAAAUUUUGUGUCUGGUAUGUUGCACGCCAUGCUCUUAAAAACAUAUGCAGACAUCGCUAAAGAGUUGGGGGUAGCACCCGGAGGUGAAUUUCGACGAGCAUAUCAUGAGAUGAAGAAAAUUCCUGGUUGCAAAUUGUUCCUUGGUGAUCGGCCGAUUCAAAUUACAAUUGCAAGAGCAUUUCAGUCUCUGAGCGUCUACGAAUUGGGCCAAGUGCUAUUUCAUCUGACAACUUCGAAUCCAAAACCAUUGGAUAAAUUUCAAUUGGAAAGAUACAAAGACAAAGAUUUUGUGCAUGCACAAUUCGAGGAAAUUACCAGAGAUGUGCCAGCGUUUAAAAAAAUAUUCCACGUUUUUGUUGACGAACGUGAUAAGUGUCUUGCUUAUUCGUUGCAAGAAUGUGUUCGAACUGUAAUGGACAAUCCGCGUGUAUUGGCCGUAGUGGGAAUGGGUCAUGUGGAUGGUAUAAUAAAAUACUAUGGCAAAAUGAAACAAGAAGAUAUUGUACCUUUAUUAUUCGCCUAGGUUUUUAUAAGUAUAUAUGAUCGACACAUCUUGAUUACAUCGCUCCUUAUAAAAAUUAUCUAGAAAACUUGAAGGAUAACAUAUAUCUAAUGAAAUGAAAUUGUAAUAAGUAGGUAUUAGAUGUCAAUAAUGUAAUAGGUAUCUAUAUUGGAUACUUUCAUCAUCAUCAUCAUUGUUAUUAUGACGACAGCAAAAG
Messenger RNA from Achroia grisella, 1220 nucleotides. RefSeq names its product traB domain-containing protein-like. NCBI's taxonomy places the organism in Eukaryota, Metazoa, Arthropoda, Insecta, Lepidoptera, Pyralidae. The record is from RefSeq and is a predicted model, not a curated record. The coding region runs from base 134 to 1024 and encodes 296 amino acids. The transcript is spliced from 9 exons.